UCGUGGGUUUCCUCAGGGCUCACCCCUUCUCGCAUUCCUUUAGCAGUUACUCCAUUCGCCACUCGAUAAGUAUGCCAACAAUGAGGAAUUCUGCAACCUUCAAGUCAUUUGAAGAUCGAGUUGGGACCAUAAAGUCCAGAGUGGUGGGCAGCAGGGAAAAUAGUACUGAUGGCCUCCAUUCCCCGCUGGGAGCUGGAGACAAGCCUCCACAAGACAAUGCUCCUUUCUAGACCUGCUAUGUGGCUUUGCACGGCUGUGCACAACUGCAAGAGCAAGCCCCCUUCCUCCCGAAUCUUCACAACAGCAACAACGUGCGAGUCCAAGAAGGGGCUGAAAACCAAUCUGGAGAGAUCCAUAAUCCAUUCAUAGACACUGCUACUGGAUCCAAGUCAAAUAAAGAGAAUGCAGAGUUUUGUACACAAAUA
This is a messenger RNA of Struthio camelus australis, 425 nucleotides long. Lineage: Eukaryota; Metazoa; Chordata; Aves; Struthioniformes; Struthionidae. The record is from RefSeq and is a predicted model, not a curated record.